AUGCAACAAAGUCGAUUGGAUAAAUUUUUCACGGUUAAGAAGUCUUCAACAACGGAGAAUAAUGAUCAGUCAACAGCGGUGAAGAAACGUUUAUCAACCAAUGAUGAUGAUGAUGAGCAGAAGAAGAAAUUGAAGCGCAUCCGGUCUGAUACAAGUCUGCCAAGCAAUGAAGAAAACUUCUCGUUAAAUCAAUUUUACUUGGAUAGAUUCCUAUUGAUCCUUUCGUCAUUACUUCGUCAUCACAAAUGUUUGUUCAAUGAAAACGAAAUAAUCUUAUUCAAUAAAUUUCGGAACUUAUCUGCUUCGUCACAAGUCAUUUUCGUUCGAUUAUUAAUGCGUCGAUGUAAAUGGAUCCGACGUUCGACAAUCAACUAUGAAAUUCCAGAUUUAGCCAAUGACACAGAUAAUCUAACACCACUAGUUGAAAUUGGCUUAGUACAAGACAUUUCAUCAUUGGAUGAUCUAGAUGCUGGUCUUCGUUUAUUAUCAAGUGAAGAAAUGCGUGACUUUUCCAAACGAUUUCAUUGCCAGUCGAAAACUAGCAAAUCGAAAAAGACUUCGAUCGAAAAUUUGAAAGGUUUAACAAAUCAAUAUAAAUCCGUGUUUGGCUCGAGCACAACAACAAAUCGCGAUCAUCUAUUACUCAAAGAAUUGAAACGAAUCCUCAACAAUUGUUACAAGAUCUCGGAAGAUAUUCGUGGGUUAUUCUUUCGAAUGAUGUUAACUUAUCAUCCUGUUGCACUGUUAGCAAUGGACGAUUUAGAUCAAAAUGGUUUCACUCUUCUGUAUAAAACAUUACAAAUCAUUCGUGGUCAGCUUCGAUUACCAUGGAAUGAAGAACAGAUUAGUCAUGAGCAUCUACCAUUCAAAACACCUGAACAACUUCAAGUAUAUCAAGCAGCGAUCGAUCUGGAAACGGAAUACAAUCAACUAGAACAAGCGAAAAAUACGGAUAACUUAGUGGAAUUUUACGAAAAGUACAAUGAACAAUGGCGUGCGAUGAUCGAUUCAUCAUCAGUCGAUGAACAAUUACCUGGUUAUUUUCGUCGUUUUUCUCCAGAUUAUGUUCGUGCUCGGAUUUUAUCAUCUCUAACCGAAGUUUUACAACGAGCCCGACAAUAUGAACAAGCAAUCGAACUAAUUCAAUAUCUUCUAAGUCGAACGAUGUAUAAUCGGCAUCGUCGAGGUAAAUUAUGGAAUCGUUUAGCGUUAAUACAAGAAAAUUAUAUUAAAACUCACGGCCAUCAGCAAUGUCUAAACACUAUCUAUGAAGCACUGAAGGAUCCAUAUGUAAAAUUAGGCGAUCGAUUAGCAUUAUGUGAACGUGCAAGAAAAUUGAUGGCACGACCGAAGUCGAAAGGAACAUUAGUCGCAACAUGGAUAGUUGAUGAGGAAGAAAAACUCAUGUGGAAUGUACCGAUGCCGAAAGAAGUUGACGUUACUGGUCGUUUACUCGCAAACGAUGCUCGAAUGGGUAAAGUGACGUAUACCAUUCAAGAUCCUGUCGAUGGAUCGAUUCAAUUUUGUACUGUCGAACAAUUAGCCAUUCACCACUAUCGCACACAAGAAGAUUAUACUUUCGGUAAAAGUUUGAAUCCACUAAUGUUUAAAUGUAUGUUAGAUCUUGAUGUUGAAGGUAUUCAUUCGGAAGGAGCAGUUAUUCGAACAGUAGUUGGCCUUUUAUUUCUUGAUCUGAUUUAUACCUUGCCGACACCAGAUUUAUUGAUUGAUAUAUUUCAAACUGAACCGUUGGAUUUUCAAACCGAUAGUUUUUAUAAAUCCCGUCAAAUGGAAAUUGAUCAACGAAUUAGUUAUUUGAAUUGCGAAGAAAAUAUCCAAGAAAUUGCCGAGAAAAACUGGGAUAUGUACAACUUGACAAUGAGUACCGUUGUUAACUGGGAGUUAUUCCAAACGAAACCCACAUUAAUAGAUGCUCUGAAAUGUUUAACUCCCGAACAAAUUCAAUCGAUAUCGACUUAUACGUUUGUACACAAUCGGGCAGUCUGGAAAGGUUUUCCAGAUUUAUUCGUAUGGAAUCCGAUUACAAAAAAAUGCAAAUUUGUCGAAGUCAAAAGUCAUAAUGAUCGUCUUUCAUUCCAUCAGAUCGUCUGGCUCGAUAAAUUAGUUGAGUUUCAAAUCGAUUGUGAAGUGUGUAAAGUCGGUGAAAAGAAAAUGUUUGCUAAUGAUGAUGAAGAUGAAGAAUGGAAUCAGGAAGAUGAAAAUGAGGAAGAUCAACCACAAGGUUAUGAAGCUUUAUUGGAUCCAGAUGAUGAAGGAAGUUUUGCAAUAGAAGAUGACGAACCGGAAGAGGACGAUCAGGAAGAAAUUGAACAAGCAGAAUCGAUUGAAGAGGAGACACCUGUCGACGAUGGUCAAGUUAAACCAUUUAUGUGUAAACUAUGCUCAACAUCCUUUAGUAAAUUCGAAGGAUAUCGAGAACAUUUCGUCUCUACAGAACAUCGAUACAAACGUCGUGAUGAGAAGAAACGCUUAGGAGAAGGUGGUGUUAUUGAAACACCACCUGUUGAAGUAUUUGUCAAUUUGCUACUAUAUAACAAAACUCCGUUUGAAAGUGUUCAAAUAGUUGUUCAACUUGUCGAUUCCAGUAUGAGUGGUACAUUGGAAUAUAAUCAAAAUAAAUAUGAAUAUCAACAUGCCGUGUCAUAUGAUGAACUCUAUCAAAAUCUCGUAAAUAAAUUCAAUCAGGACCAUGAAAAAUAUCGAUUCAAAAUGCCACCCCAGAGUUUCUUUGUUGCUCGAGAUAUCUGUCGCAAAGAAGUCGAUCACGUUUGGACUGUUCCACGAUAUUGUGACGACACGGGAAAAACUGACGAGCAAAUUAUCAAAGAAGUAUUAGACUUUUGUGUUUAUACAAACGUUGAACCGGAACGUGAACGUUUGAUUGGGCAUUCCAUUCAAACAUGGCGUAUGUUUCAUCGUCAAGAAAGCAAACCAGGAUUUUGGUGUGACAUAUGUAAGCAAUGUUUUCGAAAACGAAAAGCAAUUAUAUGCCAUUUUGAAUCAAGUGAAAAGCAUGAGAAGAAUCUCAAGCAUCUUCCGCCAUAUCGACGAGCCGUGCAACAUAGUUUGUUUACUGGACGUUUGUUAAAUGAAUUCAUCGAAUUAGAGAAAGUGAAUUAUUACCGUAAUCGUGUGAACGCUUAUCGAAUUCCGCCGUCGAUUAAAAGUUUGAAAAAUGCGUACUACUGCACAUUUUGUAAAAAAUCAUUUGAAUCGACACAUUCACUUGAGAAACAUCUUGGUUGGAAAAAUCAUCGAGAUAUACUGCGAAAACGUCGUCAAAAUGAUCAAGACAAUAUCCCUCGACUUGCAACAUAUUUGAAUUUCAAUCAAUUGUCUCACGAGCAACGCAAUGGUGGUAUUCAACAAAUGCCUAAAAUACCUGAAGAAUACCGCAUGAAGUAUAAUCUUGAGCCGAUCACAGUGGAAAAUAUGCAAGAAGACAUUAAACGUUUCGAUACUCAACUUGCUCAACAAGUCAUGCAGAACAUUUACAAUCAGCAAGGAAAUAAUAAUAAUAAUCAAUUUAAUCGUGGCGGUGGACGAGGACGUGGGCGAGGAAGACAAACAUUUCGUGGUCAAGGCUAUCGACCACGCGGUAAUUUUCACCAACAAAAUCCAUCGCAAUUCAAUUCAGGAGAAUUUAAUCGUACAACAAACUAUCAACCACGAUCGUUUAAUAAUAAUCACCAGUUUCAUCCACAGAAUAAUUUUCAUCUACCAAAUACAUUUCGGCCACAAAAUCAACAAUUCGUCAGUGGCAAUAAUAAACGUACUUAUCAACAGAAUAACAAUUAUUAUAAUCCAAGACAAUCAUGGCAAAACAAACGGCCGCGAUUUGAUCGUCCGUCAACAUAUCAACCACCACCACCACCAUCCAAUCGCAUCGAUUACCGCUACGUUGCUAACCAAAAUACUUAUCAACAUCAACAACAAUUUCAAUAA
Adineta ricciae is the source of this 3966-nucleotide messenger RNA. The record is from the annotation of a GenBank genome assembly. NCBI's taxonomy places the organism in Eukaryota, Metazoa, Rotifera, Eurotatoria, Adinetida, Adinetidae.